AUGUUGUUCAUCCUAGUACUUUCAUAUAUAACUUCUAUUACAGCACAAGUAAUUUUUGCUCAUAAUAACCUACCAGUAUUUUCAUCGUCUAAACACUUUUUCGAACAAAAUAUUGAUUCAAUUCCUCUAAAGAAUAUUAAUUAUACAAAUUUUGGUUUACUUUCAAACUAUACAUUUUCACAAGUUGUUGCAUCGUUGAGUCCAGAUGAGAAAUUAUUGCUUUUACAACGCCAUCAACAAGGUUGGCAUAAUGUAGCUCCUGGAAAUUAUUCCAGAAAAGAUUGGAGAUGUAAUUGGUCUUUAAAAGAUGGCGAUGGUAAAAUCGAAUGGUAUGAUGCUGAAUUAACACCAUUAGGUGUUUCAAAUGGUAUAAAACUAAGUGAAAAAAUUUCAAAUCAUGAGGACUUCCCUCGAUCUGACAAUUUCUAUGUAAGUCCAUUAAGAAGAUGCUUACAAACUUGGAAUCUAACUUGGGGUAAUAGUACAGAUAAACAACCAAUAAUUAAAGAAUAUGCAAGAGAAGUUUAUGGAAUUGAUACUGAAAGUGAACGUCAUAAUAAAAGUUUUAUUCAUGAAAAUUGGCCAGAAUUCAAAUUUGAGCCUGGAUUUUCUGAAUUGGAUCCACUUUGGAAAUCAGAUUUACGUGAAAAAAAUCAACACGUAGAUUAUAGAGCUGCUUCAUUACUAACAGAAUUAUUUGAAACUGAUGAUAAAGUUGUAAGUAUUGUUACCCAUUCAGGGAUUAUGUAUGCAAUAUUGAGAGUAGUUAAACAUAGAAGCAUUAAUCUUCCAACUGGUGCAUUAUUACCAAUAAUUAUUAAAAAGGAAAACAUUACAAAAUCAUAUCCAUUAAAUGAUGCAUAUUUAGGUUUCAAUGAAUGGUGUACAAUAUAA
Messenger RNA from Insectozyma verbasci, 894 nucleotides. The record is from the annotation of a GenBank genome assembly. NCBI's taxonomy places the organism in Eukaryota, Fungi, Ascomycota, Pichiomycetes, Serinales, Debaryomycetaceae.